AUGCAAAAGGUGGUCCUGAGCCUGCUCGUCCUCCUGGCAGGCCUGCCUGCCUUGGAUGCCAACGACCCGGAAGAUAAAAACAGUCCUUUCUACUACGACUGGUUCAGCCUCCGUGUCGGCGGGCUCAUCUUCGCAGCGGUCCUGUGCGCCAUUGGCAUCAUCGUCCUCAUGAGUGGGAAAUGCAAAUGCAAGUUCAGCCGGAAGCCCUGCCGCCAUCCAGGGGAUGCCCCACCUCUCAUCACUUCAGGCUCUGCCCAUAACUGUUGA
Messenger RNA from Lipotes vexillifer (Yangtze River dolphin), 267 nucleotides. RefSeq names its product FXYD domain containing ion transport regulator 3 (gene FXYD3). Bases 1 to 267 code for a protein of 88 amino acids. The record is from RefSeq and is a predicted model, not a curated record. NCBI's taxonomy places the organism in Eukaryota, Metazoa, Chordata, Mammalia, Artiodactyla, Lipotidae. Gene Ontology annotation, biological process: regulation of sodium ion transmembrane transporter activity. The transcript is spliced from 7 exons. Gene Ontology annotation, cellular component: membrane. Gene Ontology annotation, molecular function: sodium channel regulator activity.